Molecule: messenger RNA, 2588 nt
Organism: Mangifera indica (mango)
Lineage: Eukaryota; Viridiplantae; Streptophyta; Magnoliopsida; Sapindales; Anacardiaceae
Product: L-type lectin-domain containing receptor kinase SIT2-like
Exons: 1
Coding region: 389-2326 (645 amino acids)
Biological process (GO): protein phosphorylation
Cellular component (GO): plasma membrane
Molecular function (GO): ATP binding; protein kinase activity; carbohydrate binding
Source: RefSeq, a predicted model, not a curated record
UGUAACAGAUAACCUGAGUUCAGGUUCCCAUAAACAAAGCCUAUCUGGUUUCAUUCAUCCUGCACUGAGAAGGUUUCAAGAGGUUAAAAGCAAGAACUUCUUUCUUUAUGCCACUUAAAAAUCCAGCAUGGCUCUGAAACUCAUUUUGCAGUCUUUCCAAAAUAGAUGAAUACAGAAGAUCAUGUGUAAAGAUUGGAAAUGUCAAGGGGUUAUUUACUUAGGUCAUUAUCUGACAUUAACUUACAGAGUCAACUUGAUUAAUCUCUCUCUUUACACCUUAAAUUUGAAUUGCAAGAGUAUCUUAAGACAGGGAAACUGAUUUAUUGGGAGUUCGAAACUACUAACAGAAAGAAUAACUCUCUUUACAAAAAGCAGAUCCAUUUUCUCAAUGGCUGCAGCUCAUGGAUUACUUUAUUUGUGGAUUGUCUUCAAUUUAUCCUUGCUCUUGGCCUCUGCUCAAGUAGAUGACCAGUUCAUCUAUCAUGGUUUCAACAUCUCGAAACUGCAACUGGGUGGCUUGGCAAAGAUUCUUCCCAAUGGUCUAUUGCAGCUCACAAACACUUCUGAGCUUAAAAGCGGCUAUGCUUUCUACCCUUCUCCUUUCAAAUUCAACUCAUCUUCUUCUCAAACCAUUUCGUUUUCAACAACUCUUGUGUUUUCCAUUGUUUCAGAAGCAGAUUUCGGAGGCAAUGGCUUGGCUUUUUUCAUCGCACCAUCUAUGAACUUUACUAGCGCUGUUGCAGGUGCAUAUUUAGGACUCUUUAGUCUUAAAAACAAUGGCCUGCCUACAAACCACAUCUUGGCAGUUGAGCUUGAUACUGUACAAAGCCCUGAAUUUUAUGACAUAGAUGGAAACCAUGUUGGAAUUGAUGUGAACAGCCUCAUCUCUCUUCAAUCUGCUACAGCUACUUUUUUUUCCGAUAAAGAAGAAAGAAAUGAGACUUUGGCGCUAGAAAGUGGAAAACUAAUACAGAUUUGGAUAGACUAUAAUGGAACAGAAAAAUUACUGAAUGUAUCAAUAGCUCCACUAAAAGUUCCAAAACCAAAGAGGCCUCUGCUGUCAACACUUAUCGAUCUCUCUGAAGUUCUACUGGAGUCUAUGUAUGUUGGUGUCUCUGCAGCAACUGGUACGCGAAUAAGUGAUCACUAUAUUCUUGGAUGGAGCUUCAACAAAAGUGGACCAGCACAGACCCUUGAUAUUUCAAAGCUUCCUCCACCUCCUCCGCUUCCUCCACCUGUGAAAACAUUUGAGGGCCUAGAUCGAACUGCUACUGUUUUGCUGCUGGCAUUAGCGGUUGUGCUGAUAACAGUUGGUGGAGCUGUUUACUUUGUGAGGAAGAAGAAAUAUGAGGAGGUAUAUGAGGACUGGGAAAAAGAAUAUGGUCCCCAUAGGAUCUCCUAUAAGAAACUCCACAAAGCAACCAAAGGUUUCAAAGAGAAAGAGGUUAUUGGACAAGGAGGUUUCGGAAAGGUGUACAGAGGUGUCCUUCCUUCAAAUGUAGAAGUUGCAGUCAAGAGAAUCAACCAUAACUCAAACGAAGGGAUGAAGCAGUUUUUGGCUGAGAUUAUGAGCAUGAGAAAGCUAAGGCACAGGAAUUUGGUGCAACUCCGGGGCUAUUGCAGGCGGAAGGGAGAAGUUCUAUUGGCCUACGAUUGUAUGCCUAAUGGAAGCCUUGACAAAAUCUUAUACGGUGAUAUGAAACCAAACCUUAAUUGGUUUCAGAGGUUCCGGAUUCUCAGAGGAGUAGCUUCCGGCCUUCUUUAUCUCCAUGAAGAGUGGGAACAAGUUGUUCUGCAUCGAGACAUAAAAGCUGCCAAUGUUCUUUUAGAUGCCGAUCUGAAUGGAAAGCUAGGAGAUUUUGGGCUUGCUAGAUUAUAUGAUCAUGGUAGUGACCCACAAACCACUAGCCUGGUAGGAACUGUUGGUUAUCUGGCUCCAGAGUUUCUUAAGACUGGAAAGGCAACAACUAGCACUGAUGUAUUUGCUUUUGGAGCUUUUAUGCUUGAGGUAGCAUGUGGAAGGAGGCCUAUGGAACCUGGAAUGGUAGAUUUGGCUGAUUGGGUCAUUGAUUGCUGGAAAAAAGGAGCAAUUCUUGAUGUUUGUGACGCUAGAUUGGAAGGCAUAUAUGUGGAAGAGCAAAUGGAGUUGGUUCUUAAACUAGGCCUCUUUUGUUCACACUCUAACCCAGAAGCUAGGCCUAGCAUGAAGCAGGUGACACAGUAUCUGGAUUGGCAAGCAAAAUUGCCAAGUAUAACACCAAAUAGCAUUGUGAUAGGCACAACAGCAGUGAAGAAUGUAGCUCUUAACAUUGUGUCAUUAGAUUGAUUGCCUGGAACUAGUUCUUCCCUUUGCUUGUCUAGUGUUGAUUCAAUCCUUGUAGUGGGCCGCUGAAUCAAGACUUUCAUGCAAUAGCUGCAUCCUUAGGACAUAAAAUGUUUGGAAGGUGAAGAGAAAAUGCAGAUAUUAUGAUGUACUAUGUCUCUGUACCUUGUGAAAUAGUAAAACUGACACUACUUGUAGCAUAAUUGACUUGUUAUUCGGUAAGUGUUUCUGUGCUUGCUGGCAAAUUCACAUGGAUUCUGUUUUA